GUAUUUGUCGGCGUUGUUUGGUUAGGUUAACUACAAAAAGGUCGAUUAAUAUUGUAAUUUUAAGUGUUUUCUACUCGCAUUUACAAUGGUUACUGUGGAUUACGUUCCCCAAGUCCUAAAAGAAUCCGUUCGCGUCGAAGUACCGAACGCCAACGUUUUGGUUAUAGGUGCUGGUGGUAUAGGAUGCGAAAUUUUAAAAAAUUUAGUUUUAUCCGGGUUUCAAAACAUAGAAAUAAUUGAUUUGGAUACAAUCGAUGUGAGCAAUUUGAACCGGCAAUUUUUGUUCAGAAAAGAACAUGUGGGUAAACCGAAAGCCGUUGUGGCUAAGGAGAGCGUUCUCGCAUUUAAUCCUAAGUUGAAUAUAAAAGCAUAUCAUGACAGUAUUACUACAACUGAGUAUGGAAUUAAUUUUUACAAAAAAUUCCAUUUAGUUUUAAAUGCCCUAGAUAAUCGUGUGGCUAGAAACCAUGUUAAUAGGAUGUGUUUAGCAGCUGAUGUUCCCCUCGUUGAAUCGGGAACUUCCGGUUAUUCGGGCCAAGUCGAAUUUAUUAAAAAAGGAUUAACUCAAUGUUACGAAUGCGAGCCAAAAUCAGCGCAGCGUAGUUAUCCUGGUUGUACCAUUCGAAAUACACCUAGUGAACCUGUGCAUUGUAUUGUUUGGGCCAAACAUCUUUUUAACCAAUUGUUUGGAGAAGCCGAUCCUGAUCAAGAUGUUUCCCCCGACACUGCUGAUCCUGAAGCAGUGGGAGAUGCAGGAGAUAAAGCACUCAAUAAAGAUAAUGAGACUGAGUCGGGGAAUGUUAAAAGAACUUCAACGAAUCAAUGGGCUAAAGAUAUAGGUUAUGAACCUUCAAAGUUGUUUAAUAAAUUUUUUGAGGACGAUAUUAAAUAUCUUUUGACAAUGGAUAAAUUAUGGAAAUCAAGAAAACCCCCGAAUCCAUUGUCAUGGUCGGAAGCGGCAUCUCACGAAGGCGACACCUUGCAGACAAACGAUCCGAAAAGGGAAGAUAUGGAAGUUUGGAGUGUUGGAAAAUGCGCAAAAGUUUUUGCAUCAACAGUUUCCACUUUAAAAGAUGAACUUGUUAAUAAAAACUUUUUAGUUUGGGAUAAGGAUGAUAAACCAGCCAUGGAUUUUGUUACAGCUUGUGCUAAUAUAAGGGCACAUAUUUUUACUAUUGGGCAAAAAUCCAGAUUUGACAUAAAAUCUAUUGCCGGAAAUAUUGUCCCAGCUAUCGCAACAACAAACGCAAUGGUAGCCGGAUUAGCAGUUUUAUUAUCCUUCAAAAUCUUAUCCGGAGAUUUGGAAAAAUGUUACACAACAUACGUUCGUCAAAAAUCAUCCGACACCCGCACAGUUUUAGUAACAGAAAACAUAUUAAUUAACCCCAAUCCAAAAUGUUACGUAUGCUCCCCAAAACCAACCGUUAACGUCUCCGUAAACGUGAAUCAAAUGACCGUGAAAGAAUUCGAAUCGGAAAUUCUUAAAAAAUCAUUAAACAUGAUAGCCCCAGACGCUAUGCUCGACGGCAAAAAUGUCGUGAUUAUUUCAUCGGAGGAAGGCGAAACGGAAUCAAAUAACGAUAAAGUUUUAUCGGCUUUGGGGAUUGUCGAUGGGAGUAUACUUAAAGUUGACGAUUUUUUACAAAAUUACGAAUUAACUGUUUAUGUUAAUGAUUAUGUGGCGAAAGAAAAAGACGAUCCACCUUACGUGGUUCAUAAAAACGCUGAGGAUUUACAACCCAAAGAAGAAUCUGCCGAGAACGGUGACAAAAACGGAGUUGGACAAGAAAAAAUGGAAACUAACGCCGAUAAGGACGAUGAAAAUGAUGUUCAAUUUGUUGAAUUUAACGAUUAUGACCCUCAAGAAGGUUCAUCUAGUAAACGGAGAAAAAUUGAAGUAUCGAAUGAUGAAGACGAUGAUCUUAUUAUGUUGGAUGAUUAAAUUUCAUUUUGAUUAAAGAUUUGUAUUUAUUU
Messenger RNA from Onthophagus taurus, 1974 nucleotides. It is a transcript of the gene Uba2, whose product is annotated as Ubiquitin-like activating enzyme 2. NCBI's taxonomy places the organism in Eukaryota, Metazoa, Arthropoda, Insecta, Coleoptera, Scarabaeidae. Gene Ontology annotation, biological process: protein sumoylation. Gene Ontology annotation, cellular component: SUMO activating enzyme complex; cytoplasm. Gene Ontology annotation, molecular function: SUMO activating enzyme activity. The record is from RefSeq and is a predicted model, not a curated record.